Messenger RNA from Paramecium octaurelia, 3124 nucleotides. Lineage: Eukaryota; Ciliophora; Oligohymenophorea; Peniculida; Parameciidae. The record is from the annotation of a GenBank genome assembly.
AUGAAAUAAUAAAGUGCAUCAAAACCAAAAAUUACUACGCAACUACCAAUGCUACCAGAAAUAAAGAGAUAGUCAAAGGAUUCAAUGGAGGCUCCUCUGUAAGUGUGUAUGAAUAUAUAGGAAAUUAAUGAAACCAGCUAUUUAGAAUCCUUUAUCAUUAUCUCGCAUCUCAAGAUAAUCAAGCAGCAUAGAAACUACAAUCUCAUAAGAAUCAUAACGGAAGUAGUAAUAAUCGAAGAAGUAAACCAUAGAGCCCUUGGUAAAGAAUAAGACAUACUUUAAUCAUCGUUCAUUAAUGAACGAUUAUUUGAAGAGAUAGAACAUUUCUAUUGCAACUAAAGUGUUUUGCUUUAAUUCGUAGGAUGAGUAUGUACGAAGGUGCUUAUAAAGACAUGGUUGGCUUGAAACAUCUUGUAACUAAUAAAUUUUUGAUCUCAAAUGGGUUUAUAAUGACACUCCGGAUGAUUUUAAAACAUUAGUGGAUGGACAAUUUUACAAUCAUUUUAGUAACACCAAGGAACUUACAACAAAAUCGUGUUUAUUAGCAAAUUUCAAAAAUUAAUGUGAUUAUGGAUAUGAUACUAGUACUUUCUUUCCUAGAGCCUUUGAUUUAGGAAAUGCAACUGACAGAGAUGAUUUCCUCAAAGAAUAUGAAAGAACUGCUGUCACCAUUAUAUUAAAAAAGGCUAUUAUUGCUUUAAGAGUGAAGAGAAAAAAUGAGAUGAAGAAGAUAAAGGAAGUUAUAUUUCAGGAAUGGAAGAAGAAGGAAGAGAACUCAAAGAUUAGAAGAAUUGAUAUGAAGAGAACUGUAAAGAGGAAAUACAAAAACAUUUAUACCGCACAGGAAUUGUAAGACUCAUCUCAGCAAUCGGAUAUCAAGUUUGAUUGUUCCAUUAUGUCUGAAGUGUUAUCGAGACUUUCGGAUAUGAAAAGAUAGUUAAAGGAUGGAUUUUAUGAUGAUAAGAACUUUGAAUUGAGCCAGCAAUACAUAUCAAGAACUCGAUAUAAGUAAUAUUGACUAAGUGAUUUAGUAUAAUUACAUAUUCUCAGAUUUAGAAAUUCGACAAAGGUUCAAACCCAAGCAAAUUUCUCAUUAGAAAAUUGUACAGAUAUCAUUUGUUUUUUAAAAAAUAUGAUCCAGCUUACAAAGUUGAUGGGGUCCACAAUAUUUGGAUUAUUAAACCAGGAGGGUGUGCAAGAGGAUCAGGAAUUUAUUUAGAGAAGGAUAUUGCAGAAGCUCUCAACAGUGGUUAAUAAAUGUAAGCGAGAUUGGUGUAAAAGUAUAUAGAAAGACCAUUGUUAUAUAAAGGAUUCAAGUUUGAUUUGAGACAAUGGGUUCUAGUUAGGAGUUUCUAACCUUUGUAAGCCUUUGUUUUCAGUCAUUGCUAUAUGAGGAUGUGCAGUUAACCAUAUGAUGUGAAAGACACAAAGAAUUUAUUAAAGCAUUUGACAAAUUUCUCUUUAAACAAAUCAGAAUUUAAGAAGUAAGUGAGCAAUUAUAAUACAUUAGUAAAAAUGAUUCAAUUUACAGUAGUGAUUUUAUGUAGCAAUGGCUUCCUGUUGAUUGGUAAAAGGUAGUUAGACCAUAAUGCAAUGAGUUAAUGAUCAAAACACUCAAGAUAUUGUAAGAUCAAUUUGAAGGAGAAUCUAAAUAUUGCUUUGAAUUAUUUGGUUUUGAUAUUAUGUUAGAUGAAUAUUGUAAACCAUGGUUGUUGGAAGUCAAUCUAUCCCCAGCAUGUGCAGAAAGGGCUGAUUGGUUACAUGAAAUGUUGGAUUCUAUGGCCGAGAGUAUGUUUAAUAUAGUAUUUGGUGAUGAAUUCAUAAGACCUAAAAAAUAUUAUUAUGAGUUAUUGAUAGAUGAAGAAUAAAAUUACAAUAAUUAAUAAUAGAAUGAUGGUUAAUUUGAGUUAUGGGGAUAGAAAUGCAAUAUUAAGAGAGAAAGGAUGAUCGAUAAGAGAUAUAUAGAUUCGCUGGCAGCGUUGAUGAUAUAGAAGUUUUAUAGAAUGUACAAGGCUAAAAAGAUAAAAUGGUUUUUAAGAGAUACAAAAUAUGCUAUUGUCAUAUAAAAAUAUGUUAGGAGAAUGCUUGCUAAGUUAUUAAGGAUAAGAUUAAAAAAAUAUUAUUCAGCAAGGAAGUUAUAAACGCUUAUCAGAGGAUUUCUAGCCAAAAAGAGGAAAUUUCAUUUGAAAAGAGCCAAAAUGGCAACUAAAAUUCAAUGUCGAUUUAGAUGCAAUCAAGCUAUUUAGAUUAAGAGUUAAUUAAAGAGAGAAUUAGCACUUUUGUAUUUAGAAUAAUUGAUCUCAAUUAAAAUCUCAUCUAAAUUGGCUAAUGAACUUAAAUAAAAGCUAUUUAAAUAUAAAAGGAUACAGAGAUGGUGGAAAUUAAUAUACAGAAAAAGGGUAAAAUAGAGUGCAAAAAUAAAUUCACUUUUUAAAUGGUAUUUAUUUAUAAUCAUCAAUAUAGUUUUAUUUAAAAAAGGAAAUACAAGAAAUUACUUAAAAAUCAUAGAUCUGCUAUCGUAAUUUAGAAGAAUUAUAAACGAUUCUAAGCAAUUAAGUUGAGAAAAAGAUUGGAAAAAGAAUAAUCAACUCUUUUGUUAUAAUGUUUAAUGAGAAUUAAAUUGGCAAAAAGGUAAUAGAAAUUAGAGAUUCUUCAAAAGGGAUUGAAUAAAUUAACAAAGGCAUACAGUAGACAUAAAUCAAGAGUGGCUAUGGUCAACAUUUGGAAUAUGGGAUUGUUAAGGGUUAAGGCUAUUGGAAAAAUAUAAUCAUAUCGACUUGUGAUCAAAUCAAAGAGAUACGCUCGUAGACUCAAACGAUUAAAAAAGUUUAUUAGAUUGUAGGCAUUUAUAAAAGGGUUUUUAUAAAGAAAGAGAUAUAGAAGAUUAAUCAAAAGGAAAAGAGCAAUCAAGUUGAUCAUUAAAUGUAUCAGGAAAUAUAUUUUUAAAAAGAAGAUAAAGAGAAGAAUCUAAUAGAAAAAGGGAAGAGGACUUAAUCUAUAUUCCUAAUAGCCGAGUAAAGCUAAUACAAUUCAAACUACGUCUACUAGAAAUUCAUAAACUAUAUAACAAUUUCAAAGCUAAAAUGUAAAGAAAUAAGCAAGCCAAAUUCCUAAAAAGAAAUGA